AUGUUAUCCCAUUGGCGGAAGGUGUACGAUAAAGCGGCCGCCACACCUGCAUCUAUCAUUAAUGAUUCCCUCGAGGCAUCGCCUCUAACUUCAUCCACCUCGACACCAGAUCCAGAUUCACUUGACGAUCAACCGUUGACUCCCAACGACCACGAUCGGUUUACGAUGCCGAUGACCUCUCCUAUCGACAUCGCCACGCCCACAAGGAAUUCCUCGUCUUCACCAUCGUCGCAAGGCCAGAAGCCCACGACGACGACUUCCAAUUUCCUCGAGACCGAUUUUCGGACCUCCGCCAUGAUGAGUAGUGGCGCCGGUUUUGAUUCUGGCAUGUCCAGAUCCAGGCAGGAUUCCUUUGCAGGAGCCAAACCGAUCUCUAUGAAUAUCCCAAAUAGAAACGGAGACACUCGACCGCGGCGAGAGAGUUUGGCUGGGAGCCUGGUACAAGGCAUGAGUUGGGGAGGCGUCUCUGUUGGAAGCUGGAUUCGAGACGACAUAAUCAUGGCGGGUACCUCGCCUUUCCCCUACCAAUCACCCUCCUACCACUCUUCAUCGUAUCUACCGAAACUCGAGGCCAACUUCAUGAAGGAUUUCGCAUGCUGUGGGAAGACAUUGCCAUCACUUCACGACCUUUUACAGCACUACGAAGAGAGCCAUGCGCAACAAACCCCGCAGUCACUGCGGACUGCUUCGUUAGCAGCGCGCGCGCGAGAAAGUUCUACUCCUAACAGCAAGGCAGCAAUUGCCUCACAAGCCUCGUCGGCUGUGCAGCAGCAAGCUCAACAGCAGAACCAACCGCAAGCCCCUCGGCCGCAAGGCUUACAGAUGCCUCAAGGAGGACCGAGCGUAGGAGGAAUCCAGCUAAUGCGACAACAACAGCAGUCGCAGCCCUCCACCCCAGUUCAGAAGAAUGUUCAGCCUGUGGCAGAUACGGAGAUGGAAGGUGUUGAAGACAUGGAAAUGGAUGAUGAGAUGGGCCCUCUGGAUAAUCCCCCGGACACCCCAGUACAGCAGAAUCAGCACCCGGUACAGCCAGUCCAGCCAUCACUCUUUGGACAAGCACCGCAAAGGCCUACUCUGAAUUUGAAUUCCAACGGUCUACAGCACUCUGGACUGCGUACUUCGCAGCCUACAACUCCGGCUACAUCAGGAUUUGGGUUCCAACAUAAUCCCACUGUCUCAUCUGUGAAUACCCCUACACUCAGUGCACAGCCAAUUCAACAGCACCAAGCGCAACAGACGUUUUCACCUGAUACCUCGGUUCCGGGUACUCCAGCCAGAGAAAUGGAAGAUGAUUUCUCAAACUUAAUGCACAUGAACAUGGCCAACAUGAACUUUGGCUAUGGUUUCCCAGGAAACGAUAUGGGUAUCGAUCUGUGUAUAGAUGAGCCAGCGAAGCGAUUGUACAGUCCAAAUGGAGGUUUUAGUAACCAAAGAGCACUUCAACAGCAAUUUUCGCAAUUCGGCCUAGGACAAGGUCAGGCGUCGACGAACGCGAACCAGGAGAUAAUGAGAGCCUAUCAACAGCAGCAAAUGAUGGCUCAGAUGGGUGGUAAUCCUCAAGCAGCCCAAGUGGCAAUGAUGAUGGCCGCCGAGGAACAUAAGCCGUUUAGAUGUCCGGUCAUUGGUUGUGAGAAGGCUUACAAGAACCAGAAUGGUCUCAAAUAUCACAAGACGCAUGGCCACCAAACUCAGCAACUACAUGAGAACGGAGAUGGUACAUUCUCAAUUGUAAAUCCGGAAACGUCCACUCCCUACCCAGGUACUUUGGGUAUGGAAAAAGAGAAACCCUACAAAUGUGAAGUCUGUGGCAAACGAUACAAGAACUUGAACGGACUUAAAUACCAUAAGCAACAUUCGCCACCUUGUAACCCUGAACUGAAGCUCAAUAGCCACAUGGCAGCUGCAGGCUUGGGCGGUAUUGGGGUCAACGUCGCCGGCUUGCCAGGCAUUGGUGAAGAAGGCAUGAUGUGA
Lachnellula hyalina is the source of this 1971-nucleotide messenger RNA. It is a transcript of the gene SFP1, whose product is annotated as Transcription factor. The record is from RefSeq and is a predicted model, not a curated record. Lineage: Eukaryota; Fungi; Ascomycota; Leotiomycetes; Helotiales; Lachnaceae. The transcript has 4 exons. Gene Ontology annotation, cellular component: nucleus. The coding region runs from base 1 to 1971 and encodes 656 amino acids.